Messenger RNA from Pteronotus mesoamericanus, 2145 nucleotides. It is a transcript of the gene NPL, whose product is annotated as N-acetylneuraminate pyruvate lyase. Gene Ontology annotation, molecular function: N-acetylneuraminate lyase activity. The record is from RefSeq and is a predicted model, not a curated record. The coding region runs from base 71 to 1033 and encodes 320 amino acids. Gene Ontology annotation, biological process: N-acetylneuraminate catabolic process. The transcript is spliced from 12 exons. NCBI's taxonomy places the organism in Eukaryota, Metazoa, Chordata, Mammalia, Chiroptera, Mormoopidae.
ACGCGGAGCGGCGGCGACUGGCACGGCGAGGGAGGCGACCCCGGCGUCUCAGACUUUUUUCAAGAGCUCAAUGGCCUCCCGGAAGAAGAAACUUCAAGGUCUGGUUGCUGCAACCAUCACGCCGAUGACUGAGCAUGGAGAAAUCAACUUCUCAGUAAUUGGUCAGUAUGUGGAUUAUCUUGUGGAAAAGCAGGGAGUGAAGAAUAUUUUUGUGAAUGGCACAACGGGAGAAGGCCUGUCUCUGAGCAUCUCGGAGCGCUGCCAGGUCGCAGAGGAGUGGGUGACAAAAGGAAGAAACAAGUUGGAUCAGGUGGUAAUUCACGUAGGAGCCCUGAGCUUGAAGGAGUCACAAGAACUGGCCAAACAUGCGGCAAAAAUAGGAGCCGAUGGCAUUGCUGUCAUUGCACCUUUCUUUCUCAAGCCACGGAACAAAGAUGACCUCAUUGGUUUCCUGAAGGAGGUGGCUGCUGCUGCCCCGGAACUGCCUUUUUAUUACUAUCACAUCCCUUCCUUGACAGGGGUAAAGAUUCGUGCCGAGGAGUUGUUGGAUGGGAUUCAGGAGAAGAUCCCCACCUUCCAAGGGCUGAAAUUUAGUGACACAGACCUGCUCGACUUCGGGCAGUGUGUUGAUCAGAAUCGCCAGCGACAGUUUGCUCUCCUUUUCGGGGUGGAUGAGCAACUGCUGAGUGCUCUAGUGAUGGGAGCGACCGGAGCAGUGGGCAGUACCUACAACUACCUGGGGAAAAUGACAAACCAGAUGUUGGAGGCUUUUGAACGGAAGGACUUCUCUUCGGCCCUGAAUUACCAGUUUUGUAUUCAGAGAUUCAUCAACUUUGUGAUCAAACUAGGUUUUGGAGUGUCACAGACCAAAGCCAUCAUGACGCUGGUGUCUGGGAUUCCUAUGGGCCCACCCCGGUUUCCACUGCAGAGAGCCUCCAAGGAGUUUACAGAUAAUGCAGAAGCUAAACUGAAGAGUCUGGAUUUCCUUUCUUUUACUGACUUAAAGAAUGACAACUUGGAAGCCAACAGCUAAUGCCUCUCUGUCAAGUCAGGGUGUGUACCUCAUAGUGUAAUCCACCUUGAAGAGUGCAUCCAUUUCUCAAGGACUGUAUAGACUGUAUCUCUCUUAGUUGCUUGAACUAAAGUCUUUCCCACCCAACGAGAUCGCACAUCAAUCAACAAGUAUUUUAAGUACCUACUAUUAUCUUUAAAAAGUUUUAUGUCCUGAAGGAGCAAAAACUGUAAAAGGGGACGUGAGCCCUGAGUCAUUCAACGCUGCACAAACUUUGUGGGGAGAAAUUCCUGCCUGUGUGGAUGAAAUGGAAUCAAGAGGAAAAUUGUAAUUCAUUCCAUUUGCCUUUGGUUGCUCCCAUUAUGUUGAUUUCUGGUUGUUAAUCCUGUUUUGAAGUGUUCUCAUUUCAAACUACUAUCAUGUACUUUCAUUUUAAUGAAUAUUCAUUUGGAACCUGGGGAAAAAAAACUCUGAGCUAUGGCAUUCGGGCAGGCAUGCUAACUUUAAUGCCAGAUUACAACAUGACUUAACUGUACACAACUAUUGCAUUGACACACCAAGCUGCUUUGGCUGCUCAGUCUAACUGUAGAGUACCUGCUUUCAGACUGUGAUGUGACAGGUUUUCCCCUAACACUGGGUUAGGUGAGGACUUGCUUCCGUUCCUAUACCUAAAGGGCCCAUUAGGGUCGUUUUCACAUAACAAAGGAAAGGCCUUCCCAAAGAAUUCGAGUCUCCACCUGUUGCUAUAUGAGAACUUCUGAAAGCUCAGAGUUUCAAAGAACCAGAGUUCUGCUCCUGGCACCACAGACUUCACCGUCCCCCGCUGAUAAGGAAGUUUCACCCCCACAUCACCCCGAAUUCUUGGCAGUGAAGGCCACCACCCCUUCUGCAGUGUGCCCAGGGCUGCUGUUACUUCCAGUCACGCUUUCGAGGAGUCACUUUUUAUCAGUGAUAGGAGAUUUAUCCAUUUUAUAUUAUCUAUUAAUAUAUAUUAAUUUUCUGAAAUCAGUGCUUGGAGAAUGUUUAAGAUGCUGGUGAGAUCUUAUGAACACAAAGAGCAAUAUCGUGGUUAAAACAAAAUGAGCAGAGCUGAGCUUAGCUCUCUGUUUGAACAUCCAACCCUAUAGAAAUGA